Messenger RNA from Camponotus floridanus (Florida carpenter ant), 3506 nucleotides. RefSeq names its product cilia- and flagella-associated protein 69. NCBI's taxonomy places the organism in Eukaryota, Metazoa, Arthropoda, Insecta, Hymenoptera, Formicidae. The record is from RefSeq and is a predicted model, not a curated record. Gene Ontology annotation, biological process: positive regulation of flagellated sperm motility. Gene Ontology annotation, cellular component: non-motile cilium; sperm midpiece. The transcript has 11 exons. Bases 333 to 3242 code for a protein of 969 amino acids.
UUAUUUAUAUAUCGGAUUUACUAGAGCUGGUUGAUCGAAAGCGUGAAAUUAUCAUCCUUGAGCAUCGAUCAUCAAACAUGUGUUAUUAGUUCGAAUCUUUCUUUUUUGGAGCAUUUCUCGUUGAGAGCCUCGACUUGUCUUAAUUAACCGAUAACUUAUCGAGUCGAAGAACCGGAAUCGACGUUGGUCACGGAAUAUCGCGAGCGGAACAAGAUACGGUCACAAUAUAUGACGCGAAGUUAAUUUAUUAUCGAGAAUUAAUGCCUCGAGGUAAAAAAAAUCGGUUACUACGUAAUUAGUAUCAUCGUCGCCUGUGAAUAAUUUUGAGCCGAAUGGAGCUGGAUCGUCGUCCUUCCAUCCGGGAGUCCGUCUGUCCAAAAUAUGUAAUCUGCGAUUGUCCCGAACUACAUUUGACGACCGAUACACUUGAAAAAUGUCGCGAAGUAGAUGCGGAUCGUACGAUAGAGAAAUUGCGACAACUCGUAUCGGAUCCCGUCACCAGUGAUCACGUCGCGCGGAUAUCCCGACUCUUGUGUCAUUAUCUGCUCGAGAUUGGCGACGAGGGCUAUCCAGUCAAGCACCUGUCGGCUGUAACAAAGGUACUAGAAUUUCUAGCCUGGAAGUCCAGAGAAAUCAACGACUAUCGAGUGCAUCUGGACCGGAUGCUGCAUUUGUGCAAUCGACCACCAUUAUUGAAACGUACUUCCGAGAGUCUUAUUAGCUUCGCCAUCGUGGAACACUAUUUCACGACGCUGGGUUAUCUCCUGAUAAUCUUACCCAGCGAAGAAAAGAUUCAGAAAAUCCACGAGGCUCUUGAUUGCUUAUUAAUCGAACGAAAGAAAGUAACAAAUGUAGCGGCGAUAAAAUUGGAUCUCCGUCGACGCGCCAUGGAAAGUUCCAAAUUACCAAUCAUCAUCGUCGAAUUACUGGGGGCUGCUUUGACAAAAAUGUACCCCAAAAUCUUGGAAUUGAUCUUCAUACUUGCCUCGAUCUCUUCCCAAUGUUGUUACAGAAUGCUUGAAGCCGGCAUACUGAAUACGCUACUUACCAGAAUGGAUCUUCCAUAUGCGACGCAGCUGCGCUGUACCAGACCUCCGGACAUGCCGAUCGAAGGAGAGGAAUAUCCGAAGGACACCAUGCUCCUGAAAAUGAAAUUGUUAUGGAGUCUCAUGAGAUCGAUAUUGCCUCCGAAAAAGCUACCGGAAAAUCUGAAAAAUCUCUCUUCGCCCAAGCUAUGCGCCAUGUGGGGCUUAAGAUACUCUUUCAAGCGGCAAAUACUUUACGGCCAAUAUUGCGCUGUCAAUAUGAAAAUUAGGAACGAUAUCGCCGCGUUGAUCCUCGCUGGGAUCGUGGCUCUACCAUCGUGGAAUCUCAUUAGCAGCGGUAUCGCGGAAGAUAUUAUCGAACUUUUAUCUGCGAUCGGAUCUGGCAUUAUUAAGAUAUGGACGGAAGAUGUCAAGUUCUCUGACAGCGAUGAGGAUCUCUUUUUCAAGAGAACCUUGCUGAUGAUCAUCGCUUAUCUCGCCGACAUCGACAUUUAUGUUUUCGUGAUGAAGAAAAUGAUGAUUAUGCCGAUUCUCCUUCAAAUCAUUAAAGCCUACAUGAGGAGCAAAAAGAAUAAAGGCUCUUCUUUAUCGUUGAUUCUAUUGGAACACGCGUUGCAUAUCUUAUCAUUGUUGGCGCCACGAAUGAAAGAAGAAUUUGUAAAAUGCAAAAGCACACUCACAUCUAGAUUAUUGGCGAUACUUGAGCAAGUUUUGAAUACGGAAUUCAAUGAGCAUCUUGCAAUGAUUAUUAUAAGAACAAUCUGUUCGAUAACUCUGCAAGGCGAUGCUCUUCUACUAGAGGACUUUCGGAAAUUUGAAAUGAUACCAUUAUUAAUCAGCUUAAUCAAUAAUAUACUAGGUUUAAGUAAAUUCACGAUGACGAGGCAACGAAUUUUAACGUUACUGCUGAUCGCUCUAGAGAAUCUCGUCAAAAAACAGACAUCUGUUCAGCAGAUGUACGGAAAGCAAAGUGUCGAUUUCGUAAUGGAAAUCUUUGCAAGAUGUUUGUAUAAAGAAAACGAAAAUUUCCAAGUGGAUCAACGACUUUUGUUAGCAAUAGGCUCCUACGUUUGGGAAUGCAUGGCACGAUGUCCCAUAAAUCUUCAGAUUUUUCUCAAGAGUGGCGGAUUGUAUUCUAUGUUGGACAUCAUCGAGAUCGCGAGCUAUCCCGUGAGAUGUUUGUAUCUCGGUGCGCUGACUGACAUGUGCGAUUGCACCUUCUGUGGACCGUGUCUUUGCACCUGGAGAGGUGCCGAUAAGAAGACAGGAUUAAUGUCUUUGCUCGCGAUCGUCUGGCGAGAGGAGGAAGAUAGAAUCGGCAUCAAAAGACGCGCCGAUGGUUCGAUAACAGAUUCUGAAUUACCUCAAAUGGGCACUAAGCAAUGGACAGAUACUUAUCGUUCACAGCUCACGGCAGAUGCCAGUCCCACUAUAAUCGACAUGAUCGGUUCAGUGCGAUCAAAGAUUUUCAGUAUUGUGAAAAUCAUCGAGAAAGAUGAUGAUAAAUAUGAAAUUGCUAAAAAGCAUUACAAGAUCCUGCUUCACGAAUUACCAAUAAAAGAUCGCGUAACUUUAUGCUGCGUCGACAUGUACCUGCGACUGAAGCUGGGUCAAAUGUGGACAGAGCUCAGCAGAUAUUUGCAGCAGGUCGGAAUCACGCCUUUAAGCGUGGAUGGGCAUCUAAUCGCUCACAUGGUGCACUGGCACCGUUCCUGGGGUAUACUAAUCGAGGAGCGACAAAGGAAGCUGAUCGCGGCUGUUAAACAUGCGGAUGAAAUCGUGGAGAGGGACGAGCUCGCGAGGAUACGCGACUCCAAGUUGGCGGCGACCUUGGAUGCAUUGAACGAGGUCGAUCGUAUUCGUCGCACAGCUGAUAGAUCAUACAUGCUGCGUAAGAAGGACCGUCAGAGGCGACAAGUUAACGCUGCCUUGUCGUUUCCACGCGACGCCGACGUCGAACGAUGUCACCGAACGUUUUCGGAUAAAACGAACGUCACGGUUGUUCUCGGACAACAUCAAUCAAUCGACAGCUCGCACCUGGAAGGUUCACGUGACUUUGCGGAGUUACCCCUCGUGUCACCCCCUGAUUCACUUCGCGAAGAAACCUUUUCUUCGUUCGACGCUGCUUCGAAUGACUCUUACUUUUAUGAAUGUCAGCUCGCAAAGGAGUACCUUAUCGAGAAUCUAAAUCGAUAAUCUUCAUAUUUAUAUUAAAAAAAAUUCGAUUAAAAAAUAUUAUAUUAAAAAGACACAAAGCUAAAGAAUUAAUUACAAAAAUUAUAUUUUCUUCCUGUUCUUGUGACAAGCGAAACAAUAUUAUCUUGCUACGAUAGAGCAGUUGUCCACCUUGUCGACAAGAAUCUAUUGUCAAGAGAAUUUCACCUUUUGACAGUAUAAUUAAUCUAGCAAACUUCGAUCUAUAUUCUAAAUAAACGAGAUUUGAAUUCGAGAAAAGAAACA